This is a messenger RNA of Leptopilina heterotoma, 3460 nucleotides long. RefSeq names its product hormone receptor 4-like. The transcript has 4 exons. Lineage: Eukaryota; Metazoa; Arthropoda; Insecta; Hymenoptera; Figitidae. The record is from RefSeq and is a predicted model, not a curated record. Gene Ontology annotation, molecular function: sequence-specific DNA binding; DNA-binding transcription factor activity; zinc ion binding. Gene Ontology annotation, biological process: regulation of DNA-templated transcription. Bases 821 to 2053 code for a protein of 410 amino acids.
GUGAGAUAAGGACGAACGGACAAACGGACUGACGGAAUCAAAAGGUGGGAUUCAGUCUUGCGGCCACGUGCUACACGAGCGCACGCCCCGCACACGUACCGGCCGGCUCACUGGUCCGGAAUCUCUUCCGUUUCCUCUUUUUUUUUCUCCUUUUUUUCCCCAUUUAUUUAUCUGCCAACAAUUUCGCAUCUUUGGAAAUCUUCCAUCAUCAACAUCAUCAUCAUCAUCAUUAUCAUCAUCAACGGAGAUAAUUGAUGAUUAUCUUUAAUUUGUAACUCUCUGUGUUCCAAGGAUUUUAGAAAAAGAAUUAUUUUUGUGAAAUGAACAGUUGUUUUCCUAGGUUUUUAAGUGAUAUAUAUAUUAGAAGUGAAUUUUUAGGAUUUAGUCAGUGGACAAGUUUAUCAUUUAAUGAUAUAAUUGGAAUUGUUUUCGGAAAUAUUGUUUUUUUUCUAUUUGGUUCAAUUAUAAUUCAAUUAUAAUUCAACUACAAUUGAUUAUUAUAGAAUAUAAUUGAAUAGUUCAAUUAUAGUUGAUGAUUUAAGGAGAAAGGGAAGAAGAAGGAAAAGUGUAACUUGGUGUUGAUUCAGUGAACAUGAUGGAUUAUUGAUACACUUUUGAAUUGAGCGAAUAAGGAAACGAAUGAUUAUUAUCAACGAGGAUGUAAGUGUAUAUUGCACGAAAAAGAGAAAAGACAAGAGGGAAAAGAUAGCGGGAGUGAAAUUUUUUGGUGGAUUGAGAAAAAUGAAGGAGAUUCUGUGGAAGAUGAGAAGUCAACGAAGAGAGAGAAAAAUGUUGACACAAAGUAAAUAAACGAGAUCGGAUGGACGUGGGCGAAUUGUCGAACGUGGCUGGAUUGGCUGGAACUGGCAACCACUGUUCACCAGGAGUUGGCACUACAGGUUGGUGGACCUCUUCUCCAACAAUUGCAACGACCCCGGCCAAUACUGACGUACAGAUGAAUCAACUCUGCAGGGUUUGCGGAGAACCGGCUGCCGGCUUCCAUUUUGGUGCUUUUACCUGCGAGGGAUGUAAGUCCUUCUUUGGAAGAACCUACAACAACUUGAGCAGCAUAUCAGAAUGCAAAAACGGAGGCGUCUGUGUGAUAAACAAAAAAAAUCGCACAGCCUGCAAGGCAUGCCGUCUAAGAAAAUGUCUAAUGGUAGGAAUGUCAAAAUCAGGAUCACGUUACGGUCGACGUUCAAAUUGGUUCAAAAUCCAUUGCCUCCUACAGGAGCAAGCACAUCAGCCACUCUCACGUUUCAAGGAUCAAAAAGCCCUCUACGAGAAGCCCUUCUCCUCACUAGACGCCGCCAAUAAUAAUAACAAUAACAACAAUAACACAACAACAGCACCCAAUAAUAGUCAAAUAGUAAAUAAUUUCCCCGAGAGAAUGACAAAACGCGAAGAGGUCAGUGCAUUGAGGCCACAGGACGUGUCGUCUCAUCGUCAAACGGACCAAAUUCCCAGACCACAGGAGAUGCUGAGGCCACCGGCCGACCUUGUGAGACCUCACGAAUUACUGAGGCCGGAAGCAGCAAGAUUUCCAAUGUGGCGCGGUCCACCAUUGUUUCAUCCGGCUUUCAAUCACAUGCAAUUAUUGAACACACCCUUCUUCUUUCAACAGCGAUUCAUUGUGCCCUAUGUGAAUCAAGUGGGUGCGGCACAGGCUGCCGCUAGUUUAUCGAGUUCAUCCAGUGACAGCAUUAGUUCGCGAACGACUCCAUCGCCCAAGGAGCAGGAUGAGGAGGAUGAGGAGGAAGAGGAGGAGGAGGAGGAUGAGACGAGAAACAAUGAUAAUCAAGAGGCGGAUAAUGGUGACACUGGUGGUGGUCGACAAUUGGAAAUCUCCUACGAUAAGAGUAUUGCAUUCCUUCGAUCAUUAGGUCCCGAGCAAGAGGAGCCAAUUGAUUUGAGCCUCAAGAAUCAUCCGCAGGAUUUGAAGACGCAAAUUAUUCUCAAGGAUGAGGAGGACAGAUCGUCGGAAAGUGAGGAUAAUGAUAUGGACCUAGAUCCUGAAACUGGUCCACCUCUGGAUCUAACACGAAAAACUUGACCUUGAAAAUAGCGUCAAAUUUCCCCCCCCCCCUCACAAUUCUUUGUAGUUGAAUCUCUUCUGUGAAGUGCCUUAAAGAAAAUCUCCGUUUGGAACUUUAUAUGAACCUUUCCUUAUUUAUAAAAUUAAAUCAUUAAAAUUUCUCUUAUCGUGAAGAGAUGCUUCUUUUUUGGAAAAUGAAUCGACACUGUUUAACUUAAAAGUAUCAAAUUGCAACCAACUGAUCCAAAAAUGUGGAUUAAAUCAAAAAUUGAGACAAAUUUUUGUCAUCAAAUUAAAAAUUGAUCCAAAUUCUUGGCAUCAUAUCAAAAAUUGAUCCAAAUUUUUGGCAUCAAAUCAAAACUUGAUCCAAAUUCUUGGCAUCAAAUCAAAAAUUGAUCCAAAUUUUUGGCAUCUAAUUAAAAAUUGAUCCAAAUCUUUGGCAUCAAAUAAAAAAUUAAUCCAAAUUUUUCGUCAUCAAUUUGAUUCAUUUCAGUAUCAAUUUGACACUUUCAAGAAAACUGUGGAAACAUGACAAUUUUUUUUUUAUUUUUCUUCUUCUUUUUUUGUUCUUCAUUCAAAAAUCGGUGUGAUGCGACCGAAGAAAAUUGCUCAAUUCUCUAUUUGAACAAUUGUGCGCGAAAAAUAACGCCUGCAAUUAUGAACAGUGCCUUUUUUGAAAAAAAGUUACAUAUACCUUUUAGUGCCAGUAAAAAAAAAAUGCCGUGAUUCUUUCGUGAACACAGCUUGCGAGUAUUUUAUAUACACUUAUAUUUCGAUAGGAAAAAGUGAAAUUAUAUUAAAAAUUUAAAAAAAAAGACUCGAAAAUAGUGUAAAUAUUUAUAUAUAAACAUAUAUAGAAUAUACGCUGAUGAUGCGAUUUGUCAGUAAAAAAAAAACCCAAGGCCAGUCUUGCAAUAAUUUUUUGCCUAUUUACAUUAUUUCUUUUUUUGUUUUUUUUUCUUUUAUGAAGUUGACAAAACGUUCAAUGGAGGUCUUAUCGUAUUUUUGUGAAAUUCAUUGAUUUUUUUCAAAAAAGAAUCAGAAUUUUUUCUAUAUCUAUAUAGUCAAAAAAUUGGAGAAUCAAAAAUACGAAUAUAUUUUUGUGAUGUUUGGUUUUUGUAAAAUAAACUAUUUUUCUACUUCUUUGUAUAAUAAUGUAGAGAAAUUUGCUUGUAAAACGAUGAAGAAAAAAUAUAUUUUUUUAAUUUCAAUAAAUCUGUAUAAUUUUGAGAAAAUUUGAACAGAUUUCAAUUUUUAUACAGUGAAUAUUAAAAAAUUUUCUGUGUAAUUUUCAAUGCCAAUACUUGAUUUUCGAGAAAAUAAAUUAACACUUUUCUAAAAUAAUUUUUUUCUUCAUUUUUAAAAAAUCUUUUGAGACUUCUUUUAUUUUUAUUUUAUUCUAUUUUUUACUUUUUUGAAAACCCA